Molecule: messenger RNA, 2707 nt
Organism: Cynoglossus semilaevis (tongue sole)
Lineage: Eukaryota; Metazoa; Chordata; Actinopteri; Pleuronectiformes; Cynoglossidae
Gene: ap1m3
Product: adaptor related protein complex 1 subunit mu 3
Exons: 12
Coding region: 141-1508 (455 amino acids)
Biological process (GO): intracellular protein transport; vesicle-mediated transport
Cellular component (GO): clathrin adaptor complex
Source: RefSeq, a predicted model, not a curated record
GGGAGUGGAUGGAGGAGAGGAGAGGGAGAAGGAUGGCAACAGGAGUCUUGAAUAUUUCUGCUCACACAUGACCUUUAACUUACUUUGGACCUAAAUUUUACCCAGACUUCUGUAUUUGCUCGAGAAUUUUCUGCACCAAGAUGUCGGCGUCGGCGAUAUUUAUCCUCGACCUGAAGGGAAAGGUGCUGAUCUGCCGCAACUACAUGGGCGACAUGGACAUGAACGAGAUCGACCACUUCAUGCCCAUCCUGAACAAGAGGGAGGAAGACGCCGAGGUGUCUCCGCUGGUGUGCCACGGCUCUGCGCACUUUUUGUUCAUCAAACACAGCAACCUCUACUUGGUGGCGAUGACCAAGAAGAAUGCCAACGCUGCUCUCGUCUACUCCUUUCUUUAUAAAAUAAUCCAGGUGUUUAAGGAAUACUUUAAGGAGCUGGAGGAGGAGAGCAUCCGUGACAACUUUGUGACCGUGUACGAGCUGAUGGACGAAGUGAUGGACUUCGGCUUCCCUCAGACGACCGACAGCCAGAUCCUGCAAGAGUACAUCACCCAGGAGGGCCAUAAACUGGAGGUGGGAGCUCCUCGACCCCCUGCCACCGUCACCAACGCCGUGUCCUGGCGAUCAGAGGGCAUCAAGUACAGAAAGAAUGAGGUUUUCAUGGACGUCAUUGAGUCUGUAAAUCUGCUGGUGAGCGCCACAGGCAGCGUCCUGCGCAGUGAAAUACUGGGCAGCAUCAAGCUGAAGGUGGUCCUGUCAGGGAUGCCUGAACUCAGGCUGGGCCUCAACGACAAAGUUCUGUUUGAAAUCACAGGCAGAGAAAAAAGUAAGACAGUGGAGCUGGAAGACGUAAAGUUUCAUCAGUGUGUGCGACUGUCACGUUUCGAGAACGACCGCACCAUUUCUUUCAUCCCACCUGAUGGCGAGAGUGAACUGAUGUCCUACCGCCUGAACACUGCAGUGAAGCCUCUCAUAUGGAUCGAGAGUGUGAUUGAGAAGUUUUCUCACAGUCGUGUGGAGAUCAAGGUGAAGGCUCGCAGUCAGUUUAAAAGUCGGUCCACAGCGAACAAUGUGGCCAUUAUGGUGCCAGUGCCCAGCGACGCUGACUCACCCAAGUUCAAGACCAGCACGGGCAGUGCCAAGUGGGUUCCUGAGAAGAAUGUGGUGCAGUGGAACAUCAAGUCCUUCCCAGGUGGGAAGGAGUACAUCAUGCGUGCACACUUUGGGCUGCCCAGCGUGGAGAGCGAUGAACUGGAGGCGAGGCGACCAAUCACAGUCAACUUUGAGAUUCCUUAUUUCACUGUAUCAGGGAUCCAGGUAGGGACCUUUAAUCAUCAGCCCGCAGAUUUAAUCCCACUGCUUUGUUUUACAAAUGCAUCGUUUCACAUUCACACAAGGCUGCGCUGCUGCAUCGACGGGAAUGUAAAUGUGAUGUUAAUAAUAGACUUUAAAGCGUUACCAUGGGUGCGUUACAUCACACAGAGUGGAGAUUACCAACUCCGGACAAACUAAAGGGCAAAGAUGCUGCUAGACGAAUGGGUUUUCUGCUGUCUCCUCUCCUCUCCUCUCCUCUUGUCUCCUUUCCUUCUCUCUGUACUCCCCUUUUCUUGGCAGCGGAGGACAUAUUCAGGCGGACUACAGCUGAAUGAGACGUAAUCUCUUCCAAACUUUUUUCAAAUGGAAAACAAAAUGGUGCAAAAACCACUAAUCUGUGAUUUAUUUUCAAAGAAGUUCCUCAGGAUUUAAAUGAACAUUUUCAGCAUGUGGAAGGUGACGAUGUUUGCUCUAACUGCUUAGACAUUUACUCUUAUGUGAUUUAAAAGAACAAACAGACGUUUGUAAAAAUUUUUUUUCUUCAAAAAAAGGCGAAACCUAUGUAAAUGUAUUAUGACAUCCGACGGUGUAACAUGCAAAAAUCUGCGUCUUGUGAGCCAUCACCAUUUUAUUUCCUGCAUAUCCACAUCUGUUAAUCUUCACUCAUAUCAUUUGAACCCAUUUUGCCUGAACUCUGUUUGCCUUAAGAAAAUUUGCCUAUGUAAAAAAAAUCACCUUUAGAACUGUGAGUAUAACCACCACCCCCCCCACCUCCCCGCACUGAGGCUAACACCAGCGACCAGAUCAAUGAUUAAUAAGGCACAAUAUUGUCAAAGACGUUGGAGGCGUAACAUAAUAUUGUGGACACUCUCUCAUGGGGCCUGUAACCUUGUCCUUGUGCUCAACAUCAGCGGGCCGCUGCCGCUGCGAGGUCCAGACUGAACCAGACCAGUGCAGACGGUUCUGUCAUGUUCUUAUCGCUUGUUUGUUCUCUGCUGGUUUCUCUCCUGUGAAAAACGCUGAGAAUGGCAAAAAAAAAAGGGAAGAAAUUCUGACGUAAAAGUACUUGAAGGAAUAUGUUGCUUUGAAGGAACACAGAAUAGUGACAACUAUAUUGAGUUGGGGGGGGUUUGUUUGAUAUUUAACAUGUGCAUCGUUACAGUUGGUCUGAGUAAUGAAGUUUUCAAGAAGUGCGAAAAACAUAAUAAAUGUUGCGUCGGACAGGUUUCUGAAACUAAUGAGGUUUUUUCUUCAAUGUGUUUUUAUUAAUUUAUCAAACAAUUUUGUCCAUAGGAAAAAGGGAUAUAUUUGGAAAAAUAAAUACAUUUUGUAUCUAAUAAUAUUGAACGUUUUGUUAUUGUUGUUUCUUAGAGAUAAAAAAAUCUAAACAUCAGAAA